AAUAUAUUUUAUUAAUAUUUAAUACACAAUGAAAUCUAUAUUAUACUUGGCAUUAAUACUGGCAAUCAGUCUAUCAGCAAUCAAUUGCCAGGAGUUAGACAACACCGACGAUACUGAGACUACGACUGGAAAAUCGGUGGACACGGAUUUGGGCGCCAGUGAUGUAGAAACACCAGUCGACUCGGGAACCGGCGAUUCCUCGGCUACAGGUGCAGGCCUUAGUCCAUUGAAAACCUUUAUGACAUCCAUGCAAUUGGAAGGCGUGAGACUAUAUGACAGGUUGAACGAGAGGGCUCA
Messenger RNA from Medioppia subpectinata, 297 nucleotides. The record is from the annotation of a GenBank genome assembly. NCBI's taxonomy places the organism in Eukaryota, Metazoa, Arthropoda, Arachnida, Sarcoptiformes, Oppiidae.